Fopius arisanus is the source of this 585-nucleotide messenger RNA. It is a transcript of the gene ATPsynF, whose product is annotated as ATP synthase, subunit F. The record is from RefSeq and is a predicted model, not a curated record. The coding region runs from base 79 to 438 and encodes 119 amino acids. Gene Ontology annotation, biological process: proton motive force-driven mitochondrial ATP synthesis. The transcript has 4 exons. NCBI's taxonomy places the organism in Eukaryota, Metazoa, Arthropoda, Insecta, Hymenoptera, Braconidae. Gene Ontology annotation, molecular function: proton-transporting ATP synthase activity, rotational mechanism.
ACAUCGCCCACGGGAUCCACUGGUGUUUCGCUAUCAGAGAACAUCUGAUUCGAAAAAGGGCAUCUCCAAUUAAUUUUUAUGCAACCACCAUCGCAAUUGUCCAAUAUGGACUGGGGAAAUUGGGGUAAAUAUCCCCAAGAUUACAAUCCGUCGAUCCAUGGACGCUACGAUCCAGCCAAAUAUUAUGGCAAAGCUGAUGUGCCCUUUGGUCAAGUGAAACUUGGAGAACUUGGAUCGUGGUUUGGUCGUCGUCAAAAGGGGCCCAUCACUCUGGCCCAAAUGAUAGGGAGAGCUUAUUGGCGUUGGCAGCAUAAGUACGUUUUACCCAAAAAGUGUGGAGUUGCUCCGUUUUUCCAGGUCACAGUCGGUGCCAUGAUAUUUUGCUAUAUCAUCAAUUAUCCAAGGCUCAGAUGGCACGGACACUACAAAUACCAUUAAGUAACCAACUCGUGAGGAAUUAAAUUUUUGUGGAGGUAGAGUUCUAUGUUGGCGUGUUGAACUAGUUGUUCAACUCCAAUUCGUCAGUUAAUUUCAAUUUAUCGUGUAAUUAUAAUGAAUAAUAAAGACAUGGUAUUAAAAUCACCA